This is a messenger RNA of Larimichthys crocea (large yellow croaker), 2795 nucleotides long. RefSeq names its product ADP-ribosylation factor 3b (gene arf3b). Bases 226 to 771 code for a protein of 181 amino acids. Gene Ontology annotation, molecular function: GTPase activity; GTP binding. The record is from RefSeq and is a predicted model, not a curated record. The transcript is spliced from 5 exons. Lineage: Eukaryota; Metazoa; Chordata; Actinopteri; Sciaenidae.
CUUGUUCUCGCGAUAUUUGGUUUGCUGCUGCGUUGUCUCUCCGGAAAAUCCCGUGAGACGUUCAUCAUCAUCAUCAUCAUCAGCAGCAGCAGCAGCAGCAGCAGAGAGCAGCUCAGCUAAGCCCUCCUUCAUAAUCUACACCUGCCGGACGAGACAAACUUCUGGAGCAGAUCUAGGAUCAGGAUCGUAGCCGCACGCUUGAAGUUUUACGACUUCAUCUGAAUCAUGGGGAACAUUUUCGGGAAUUUGCUGAAGAGCCUCAUAGGGAAGAAGGAGAUGAGGAUCCUGAUGGUCGGGCUGGACGCUGCAGGAAAAACAACAAUCCUCUACAAGCUCAAACUGGGGGAAAUCGUCACCACGAUCCCGACCAUUGGGUUUAAUGUGGAGACGGUGGAGUACAAGAACAUCAGCUUCACCGUGUGGGACGUGGGUGGGCAGGACAAGAUCCGCCCUCUCUGGAGACACUACUUUCAAAACACACAGGGUCUAAUCUUUGUGGUGGACAGCAAUGACAGGGAGCGUGUGAAUGAAGCACGGGAGGAGCUGAUGAGGAUGCUGGCUGAGGACGAACUGAGAGAUGCAGUCCUGCUUGUGUUUGCCAAUAAACAGGAUUUACCAAACGCCAUGAAUGCUGCUGAGAUCACAGACAAGUUGGGCUUACACUCCCUGCGUCACCGCAACUGGUACAUCCAGGCUACCUGCGCCACCAGUGGCGACGGUCUUUAUGAGGGUCUUGAUUGGCUGGCCAAUCAACUCAAGAACAAAAAAUAAGAAGAAAACUGGGAAAAAAAAAAAAGCAGCCAGCAGCCGCAACCGUCCAACUUUUUAUUUGUUUUUGGGAAAACAAGUUAGGAACAAAGAUUUUUUGAUUCAUAGACGAAGAAGCAAGAAUCUGGGUUUUGGGGUGAUUUUAAAGCUUUCAUUUAUAUUUUUCAGCACUUAUUGAAAACAGAUUCUCAUGUACGUCGUAUCUAACCACUCUCACACACACACACACACACACACACACACAUACACAAGGAAUGCACACUAACUAAGCAAUCGCAAGCAGACACUCGCUUUUCCCGUGUCCACCUCUCGUCCUUAGGUGCAAUGUACUGUAUGUUAGUCUCUAGGUGCUGUACCAAGUCACGUGUGACUCCACCGAGUCGGCAAUGAAUCUUAUAUGACUUUUUUUGUUGAUGUACGUCGUCCAUGCAAAGAACUGUUCUGUGUCAGUUGCACUUCCUGUUUGUUUGUUUGUUUGUUUGUUUGUUUGUUUUCUUUCCUUUCCUGCGGGGGUAACAGAGCCAUGUUUGAGAACAAUCGCAGCGUAACAAUUCACUUCAGUAGUUUGUUCUCCCCUUUUUUUUUUUUUUUUAAUUUGUGAGCAAUGCUGAGGCACUUUGAUACUCAGAUAAGUGUGCACACAUACAUGUAUGCGUAUGUGCCAGCAGCCGAGACAGUAUUAACAACAAUAAUAAGACAACAGGACUGAAGCUUCGUCUUUUUCCCCUUUCGUCGUCUUUACUGCCUCACUUUGGAAAUCUUUUGAUAUCUGUGGCUUGUUUCUACUCCCCGUGUGGCAUCAAAUCCAAUCCCUUUUUAAAUAUUCUCAAACGCUCGACGCGUCUUCAGCUGCCUGACCUGCAUGCAUCCUGGUAGAUCUUGUAAUUUUCCAAUCCAUGGAGCUGCAUGGAUGUUGUUGACGCUUGUUUUUCAUCGUGUUCUGGUGCCGUUUUGCCCGUAGGAUGCAGAAAACUAAACCAAACCACAGAUUUCUGCAUGUAAAUGCGCUAAAGAUGCAGCGUUAGUCGGCUUUAUGGUCUUUUGAUGUGAAAGCAGUAUGUAUGUAUGUAUAUAUAUAUAUAUACACACAUAAGCUGCUCUGCUGCUGCCUGUCUGCCUUCAUGUGUAUGAGUACUCCGACUGCAUCAGGUUGCUCUCGCUUUGUGUUUUUCAGACUUGCAUAUCGAUGGGGAUGGAGUCUGUGUUACUGAAUGUGAAUAUUGUUGAUGAAUCUAUAAAUGGCUGUAAUGAUAUUUAUUUGACAUGCAUAUUCCUUUAUUCCAGUGACGUGUGGGCUAUAAUUCAUGUGAAAAUAAAGCAGAUCAAUUAAUUCACUUCCGAACAGCAGACGAGUUACCGCGUCGCCACUGAUACCAGCAGAAUACACAGAUCAAAUCAAUAAAACUAUUUCUUUGUGCCAUACAUGGGUACUCAUAUAUAUAUAUAUAUUUACCAGUGACAGCUGUAACUCCACUCCACCAAAUUGUGAGUGCAUUGUUCAUAUUCCGCAUCUAUCGUAUGUUGAAUCAUGAGUUUAAUCAUUUAGGUUUUGUGGCCUUAUAUUUAGUGAUGAUUUCAAAUUCUCAGCUUGUUUUGUUUCUGAUUUUUAAGUGGCAUAUAUUUAUCUAUAAAGAAUGAUUUACAGACUUAUUUCUCUAUGCCCUCAAAAGGCAGGUUUUGCACCACAGUUCAGGAUGAUUAGGCAAAAAGAUUUUUGUCCUUUUUUUUCUUCUUGUUUUUGCCAGUAAUAUACUUGAUUCAUAUUUGGUGGUAGAUUUCUUUGGUUUUCUUUGGGGUGUAAAAGAAACUUUGAUGUAGACUGUGUCUGUGAAACAAUGAUAAUCCGUGCGAACAAAAACAAGAAAAAACAGAAAAGAAAAAUACUUCUGAUGAUUCAUUCUGUACCGUUAUAGUUACACAAGUAGAUUUAAAAAAAUAAAAAACGGUGAGUGCAAGGAGACAUCUGUAUGUGAUGUAAGACAACUAAUUCCUGCUGUAUUAAAAAAAUAAACUCAUUUUCUGUAUGC